Molecule: messenger RNA, 348 nt
Organism: Gongylonema pulchrum
Lineage: Eukaryota; Metazoa; Nematoda; Chromadorea; Rhabditida; Gongylonematidae
Source: the annotation of a GenBank genome assembly
AUGAAAGCGACUAAAUUAUUUUUGAAGGCUCGCAAAGUAUUGUCCGAGGAUUAUUAUCGUAUGAAAUUGCAAUGGAAAACAAUAAGCAAGGAUCAGGAAAGUCGUUUUAGCGAAUUUGCAGCAAAGAAAGCCUUGAUAGAGAAGGAUGUAUCGCGCACCGAUCGCACGCAUGUCUUCUUUGGCGGCAGUGAUAAUAGCAACUUGACGCUCCUCAAUGACAUCUUAAUGACCUAUUGCAUGUAUAAUUUUGACCUUGGUAAGUACCCUUAUGCUUGUGUGUUGGUGGCAUGCCCUAAUAAGGGGAGAGGGAGAAGAGCGAUCAGCUUGUCUGCUUUAACUGUAGAAUAG